Molecule: messenger RNA, 1357 nt
Organism: Colletotrichum destructivum
Lineage: Eukaryota; Fungi; Ascomycota; Sordariomycetes; Glomerellales; Glomerellaceae
Product: Putative GroES-like superfamily, alcohol dehydrogenase-like, NAD(P)-binding domain superfamily
Exons: 1
Coding region: 140-1162 (340 amino acids)
Cellular component (GO): mitochondrion
Molecular function (GO): oxidoreductase activity
Source: RefSeq, a predicted model, not a curated record
CUCUGAGAAGUAGCAGAAUGAUUGAAGGCACAAGACAGACUCAAACAGUAUUGAACAAACCCUCACUCUCACACCAAGUUUCCAACAUUCCACCCUCCAAUCUCUCUCUCACUCAACACCUUUUGACGCAACUUUCAACAUGUCGGAAACCACCAUCCGCAAGGCCGUCAUCACCGAAUUCGGCGACGUCUCCAAAGUGCGCAUCGUCCAGGACACCAUCGCGCCCCCUCCGGCGAACCAUGUGCAGGUAGCGACCAUCUACUCGGGCUUCUCCGGGUCCGACAUCAACAUGCGCAAGGGCGUCUACCCGAUGCAGAAGAAGGCACCGCUGACGCCCGGCUACUGUCUCAUCGGCACCGUCAGGACCAACGGCCCCGGCGCGUCCAAGUUCCUCCCCGGCGACGUCGUCGCCAGCCUCACGGUGUACGACGCCGAGGCCGACCUCGUCAACCUCCCCGAGAAGUACCUCAUCCGGGUCCCCGCGGGCAUCGACCUGCAGCAGGCCACGGCGCUGAUCCUGGACUGGAGCACGGCGUACGCCAUGGUCUUCGAGGCUGCCAAGGUGACGGCGGGCCAACGGGUCUUCGUCCACGGCGUCAGCGGCGCCGUCGGCUACGCCGUCAUGAAGCUGUGCCAGCUGCAGGGCGCCGAGGUGUACGGCACGGCGUCGGAGCGGCACCACGAGGCCGCCCGCGCGCAGGGCGCCACGCCCUUCGUGUACACGAACAAAGACUGGAUGCGGGCCAUCAAGGACGCCGGCGGGGCGGACGCCGUGUUCGACCCCCUCGGCUUCGAGAGCUGGGACGAGUCCUACUCGGUCCUGUCGCCGACGGGCAUCCUCGUCGGCUACGGCGGGAACCUGCGGUCGCUCAACGACGGCGGCGAGGACCGGUCGGUCGUCGGGCCGACGAUGAAGCUGCUGGCGCGGGGCAUGGUGCCCUUCUGCGGCAAGCGGACGCGCUUCUACUACAUCACCCGCGACGACGCGACGUUCGAGCCGAACCUGAGGGCCCUGUUCGACCUGCUGGCCGCGGGGAAGAUCACGGUCCCGAUCAAGAGGGUGUGGGAGCUGGAAGAGAUCCAGGAGGCCCACCGCCAGUGGACGACCUCGACGGGCAUGGGGUCAUCGCUUGUUCGGUUGUCGGGCGCCAAGGAGGCUUAGGUUAGUGUCUUUGUCUACCUUGGUCUAGGUAAAGGUAUCUAGAGUGUGUUUGAUAGAUACAGAGUACAUGGAUGCCGAUGCAACACAUCCAUUCCGUAGCAUAAGUAGGGAGCGUUUGGGUUUUUGCGAUGAGUUAGUUUAGUUGCGCUUGCGAUUAGGGAUGAGCUCUGUAAUACAUAUUUCUUUCUUUCUCAC